Tachysurus fulvidraco (yellow catfish) is the source of this 1423-nucleotide messenger RNA. RefSeq names its product tetraspanin 35 (gene tspan34b). The coding region runs from base 270 to 1004 and encodes 244 amino acids. The record is from RefSeq and is a predicted model, not a curated record. The transcript has 8 exons. Gene Ontology annotation, cellular component: membrane. NCBI's taxonomy places the organism in Eukaryota, Metazoa, Chordata, Actinopteri, Siluriformes, Bagridae.
AGGGAACAGGAAACCGUCAGUCCCACUAGCUUUUCUUUCAUCUCUUCUCUCCUCCCUCUUUCUCUCAGUCAAUUGUAAACCUGCUGCAGUUCAGCCAGAAAGAUUGAAGCAGAAGUGUAGAAAAGACAAACCGGUGCUUUGUAUUUUCAGCCCUGUUUUCUGUGGACAUUCAGAAAUUUAGAAAGUUCCAACGCUUCCUGUAAUCUUACGCAUCUUACAUUCUCCUGCCCCUUCGAGUCUUAAGUAAAGGUACAUAAGACACCAUCAAGAUGGGCUGCUUUGCAUUUUUGAAAACAAUGAUGUUUAUUUUCAAUGGCAUCAUCUUUUUGGCUGGAGCAGGUAUCUUGGCUGUAGGUAUCUGGGUAAAGGUAGAUAAUAACUCUAUCAUGGGUGCUCUACAAGGCCUGUCUGGUGCCCCAUCUGAGCUGAAGCAGGUUCUGAAUGUAGGCUACCUGCUGAUUGCUGUGGGUGGUGUGCUGAUGCUGCUCGGCUUCCUGGGCUGCUGUGGUGCUGUUCGCGAGAGUAGGUGCAUGCUGCUUACAUUCUUUGUCAUUAUCCUUAUAGUUUUCAUUGCUGAGGUUGCUGGAGCAAUUGUGAUUUUGGUCUUCAAGGGACUGAUACAAACUCUGAUAACUCAGCUGGGAGUCACUGUAGUGGAAAGCAUUCGAAAAGAUUACGGCAAUAAUCCAGACGUCACGGGUCUGUGGAACACCACUAUGGACUUGCUGAAAUGCUGUGGAUUCAACAACUAUACAGAUUUCACGGGUUCCCCGUUCGUCCAAAGCACCCAACUGUAUCCAAUCCAGUGCUGUCGGCUUCAACCCUGUAGUUACCUAAACGCUACAGUUGCGAAUAUAAAUGGAUGUUUGCCAGCAUUGAUGAAAAUCGUUGAUUCAAAUUCAGUUGUCAUCAUAGCGGUGGCCUUGGGCAUCGCCGCACUUGAGCUCUUCGCCAUGGUUGUCUCCAUGACCAUGUAUUGCCAGAUAAAAUCCACAGAAGCCUGAAACCUGACCAAAAGACCAAUCCCAACUUCUGAAAUGUAAAAUCUACUGAAAACUUUUUCAAAAUAAAUGUUGAUUUUUAGAAUUGAUGUAAAUUAAAAUGGUUUGUUUCUUAUAUGAACACUGAAUAUGUGCACAGUAAUAUAUUUAUGUUCAUUAAAGGAUUUAUUAUGAUUAAUGUUUAUUAUUGAUUCAGACAUGUUUUCCACAGAUAACUCAGUGUCUACUGACAUAGUGUUAUAGACACAAAAAUGAUCAAUGCCUUUUUAUCCAGUUUUUGCUGUGAAAGUAUCUGCAAUGAAUAUUAUAGACAUUUAUAGAUAUUUUGUGAUAAUUAUAUGUUUCUUAAAAAUGCACCUUUACAAACUUUUUACAAAUUGUUUUGUGUAAAUAAAUGACAAAUUAAAGAAUGAAUCUAUAUA